Molecule: messenger RNA, 2895 nt
Organism: Acytostelium subglobosum LB1
Lineage: Eukaryota; Evosea; Eumycetozoa; Acytosteliales; Acytosteliaceae
Exons: 2
Coding region: 1-2895 (964 amino acids)
Molecular function (GO): protein binding
Source: RefSeq, a predicted model, not a curated record
AUGUCACAACAACAACAACAAGAAGUAGAAUGCCCUGAAACACUGAGGCUCAAGGGCAAUCAGUUGUUCGCAAAAGGAGAGUUCGAUGAAGCCUUGAAGGUGUAUGCUAGGGCAUUAGAGUGCGCUCCAAAUGACUUUACAAUAAUAUCGAAUCAAUCAGCAUGUUACUUUGAGUUGGGAUUAUAUUCCGACUCGAUUGAAGCAUCAAAUAAAGUCAGAGCGAUGAUCGUUGAACAAGGUGGACAAGAUCCCAAACAAUUGGACAAGAAGAACUUGGCUCGUAUCGCCAAGGCACUGUUCACAAUCAAUGAUCGUGACAACUUGAUCACUCUACUCAAUGAUCAUUCAGCCGAUCUCAAAGGAAGCAGUCCAGAGAUGGACAAGAUCAUCACAUCCAUCGAGCACGAGAACAAACGAUUGCCUGCCGAUGCGCCACUGACACGCGUUAACAACCUGCCACGUAACCUACCCGUGCGUUGCUCUACUGGCGAGUACUUUGUGAUGGGACAUGAUCAGCCCAUCAGUGCCCUGGGAUGCCAGUUUGAGCCCGUGGACGAGACGGAUGUGCUGUCGGAGAAAGAUGGUGACUUGACUCGCUAUCACCAGAGACAAACUAUCCAGUUGGCCGAGCACCCAGAGUUGUCGAUCUUCUUUGGUGGCUGCAAUGAUGGUCGUCAUGCCCUCAUCACCUAUGCCGACCUCAAUCGCCAAGUGUCGACGAUGCCCGACAACACAAAGGUGCACAUCACUCUCAAUGACAUCAAGGCAACAUCAUUGGCGCGCAACGUUGUGCUCACACAUCUGCUCCACUCACUUGGCGCAUUCAACUCGAUCAACGCCAUCUACACAGACAAGCAGGCAGCAUUGGACGCAUCAUUGAUCUACUUUAUGUACUUUAGUGUGGCCAUGCCAGGUGUGACCUAUCAACGACUCAUUCAGGUCAUCGACGAACUGCUCCAACUCACACAUGUUCAGUUGCCCAAUCACAUGGUCGUUGACAAGCAGUCAUGGAAAAUGAUACGCCGAUCACUCAACUACUGGCGAAGUGAACAUGGAUUCACGGCAAAGAGGAUGCGCGCUGAAGCCAUCCUCGUCCCCAAGAAGGAGACCACAGAUGAGAUCACGAUGGGUUCGUCGUCGACAUAUCAGGCAGCGAUGAGCGAGCGUGCGAAGGAACGCCAAGCGAUGAUCGAGCAGAUCAAGGACUAUGACUAUGUCAAACAGAUGAUGCCAGACCUCACCCCUGAAGCCUUCGAAGCCAUGAAGGACGAUUUGGCCAAGAUACUCGAGGAUGACUUUGAAGGCAUGACCCGCAUGACGUUGCCAAGUGAGGCCAAACCGAGUAUGUGGUCGAGAAUCUACAAGUUGAUUCCAAUGCCAAAGCCACUGAUGCUCUGUGAUGGUUUGUCAGAGUUUGAUAGGAAGGCGGGCGAGGCGUACCAAGCAUUCAAUAUCAAGGAUCCAGAAAGCUUGGAUAAAUCAUUGAAGAAAAGUCUAUUCGAUGACAACUGGGAGCCCAACAUCACAUUCCUGGACAUUGACUUCAAACAUCUCACUGGACUCAACUUUGACCCUGUCAAUAGUCUUACACACUUUGUACAUAUGAAGUGGCUCGGCGAACCAGAGAUGAGCCAUACAGAACACUUUGAUUACUUCAUCAAUGUAGUGUUCCAGGCUGCAAGGGGAUUGCGUCAACUCGCUGAUCGAAAGUAUAUCACGGUGGAGUUUGAUGUUGGUGAUAUGAACAAGACAUUAGAGAGAAUACGCAUUGAUGAGGACAAGAGUCGCAUGGCCAAGAACCUUCCAAACCAGUUUGAUCGCAUAUUCUUGACAAAUGUGCCCGACUACACUGGCCAACUAAUUGUGUUUGUCGACACGAUCAACAGUCUCAAGCUCAAGCCACACGCAUUCAUCAAGUUCAACGUUAUCCUCAACACUGGCCUAUUCAAGGAUUACGAGGAGGCAGUCCACUCACAUACACUCAUCCCAUCGAUCACCCAAGCUCACAAGUACUUUGGCAUGCGCUGUAUCGAAGACUAUCUGUGGCAGGUAAACACUUGGACUCAUGCCGGUCCAAAGAAGCUGCCCCUCGAGUCACUGGCCAAGCGUGAUGAGAUCUGGUUGUGGCUCGUCCGUGUGUUCAUCAACAUCAUGCUGCCCGCCAAGAUCAACCCAGCCGACGUGGUCACGUUCAACUGUCCCAACAACAUGUCGAUCUUCUUCCGCAUUCUCGAUCGUCUCCGCGACAUUGGAUACCCACUUCACUGGCUCACAUCAUUCAUUGAUCAACUGUUGUCUGGCAGUGUCAAGUCUGCCGCUGCACUCUCAGACAAACGAAUGAUACCAGUUGGAGCGGCGCAGUCCCCCACGCCCAAGACAAUCAACACGAUGGCCUUCCAAGUGGAGCUCAGGACCAUUGCCUCACUCUGGCUCAGUCAAUCACUCAACGCUCGCAUCACCACGCCCCUGCCCAACCCAUCAGACAUCCAUCAAUGGAAGAUCAGCUCAUUCGGUAUGACGGACAACAUGAUGGGCAUACCAUUUGCCGUCCAACAACGUCCAGUAUACUCGGCAUUGAUAUAUCUGGCCAACUGUCCAAAGCAAUAUCGUUUACCUACAAUGCAAUUUGGCCCGGCUAAUAUGGUGGACAAGGUUGUGUUCAGGAAGGCCGUGUUGGAUACCGUCAAUACUGCCAACAUCAUACAAUUCAUCACGGUGAUUGAAUGGAGUGACCUAGACAACAGUCUCACAUUCUGGAUGUCACAAUCAGACAUGGAUUCAUUGAUUUCUCAAAAGGCAUCAAUUGUACUCUAUCGCAAUGAUAUCUAUCGUGAAGUCAGCAACACACUUCCACUCAGUCAGGCUUUGAGACAACAACAAUCAACAUCAUAUUGA